This is a messenger RNA of Cebus imitator (Panamanian white-faced capuchin), 1744 nucleotides long. It is a transcript of the gene PAX9, whose product is annotated as paired box 9. Bases 223 to 1251 code for a protein of 342 amino acids. The record is from RefSeq and is a predicted model, not a curated record. Gene Ontology annotation, biological process: anatomical structure development; regulation of transcription by RNA polymerase II. The transcript is spliced from 4 exons. NCBI's taxonomy places the organism in Eukaryota, Metazoa, Chordata, Mammalia, Primates, Cebidae. Gene Ontology annotation, molecular function: DNA-binding transcription factor activity, RNA polymerase II-specific; RNA polymerase II cis-regulatory region sequence-specific DNA binding.
AGCCCACGUUGCUGCUUAGAUUGAAAUGCAGACCUCAAGCCUCUUUCACCGGGGCACAGACUUCCUUUUACUUCUUCCUUUUGCACUCUCGCCUCCUCCUCCUGGGAAGAAGCGGAGGCGCCGGCGGCCCGGGGUAGCAACAGGCCGGGCCAUUGAGGCCGUGCGGAAAGUUUCUGUCUGGUUGUGCGGAACUGGGGCCGGGUUGGUGUACUGCUCGGAGCAAUGGAGCCAGCUUUCGGGGAGGUGAACCAGCUGGGAGGAGUGUUUGUGAACGGGAGGCCGCUGCCCAACGCCAUCCGGCUUCGCAUCGUGGAACUGGCCCAACUGGGCAUCCGACCGUGUGACAUCAGCCGCCAGCUACGGGUCUCGCACGGCUGUGUCAGCAAGAUCCUGGCGCGCUACAACGAGACAGGCUCGAUCUUGCCAGGAGCCAUCGGGGGCAGCAAGCCCCGGGUCACUACCCCCACCGUGGUGAAACACAUCCGGACCUACAAGCAGAGGGACCCUGGCAUCUUCGCCUGGGAGAUCCGGGACCGCUUGCUGGCGGACGGCGUGUGCGACAAGUACAACGUGCCCUCCGUGAGCUCCAUCAGCCGCAUUCUGCGCAACAAGAUCGGCAACUUGGCCCAGCAGGGUCAUUACGACUCAUACAAGCAGCACCAGCCGGCACCGCAGCCAGCGCUGCCCUACAACCACAUCUACUCAUACCCCAGCCCUAUCACGGCAGCGGCCGCCAAGGUGCCCACACCACCUGGGGUGCCUGCCAUUCCCGGUUCGGUGGCCAUGCCGCGCACCUGGCCCUCCUCGCACUCAGUCACUGACAUCCUGGGCAUCCGCUCCAUCACCGACCAAGCAGUGAGCGACAGCUCCCCCUACCACAGCCCCAAGGUGGAGGAGUGGAGCAGCCUGGGCCGCAACAACUUCCCCGCCGCCGCCCCGCACGCGGUGAACGGGCUGGAGAAGGGAGCCCUGGAGCAGGAAACCAAGUACGGUCAGGCACCAAAUGGUCUCCCAGCUGUGGGCAGUUUUGUGUCAGCGUCCAGCAUGGCUCCUUACCCUACCCCGGCCCAAGUGUCGCCUUACAUGACCUACAGCGCUGCUCCUUCUGGUUACGUUGCUGGACAUGGGUGGCAACAUGCUGGCAGCACCCCACUGUCUCCCCACAACUGUGACAUUCCCGCAUCGCUGGCAUUCAAGGGAAUGCAGGCAGCCAGAGAGGGUAGUCAUUCUGUCACGGCUUCCGCACUCUGAUGGGAAAUUCCGUCUCCAGCAGCUUCACCCGGGUCUCCCCAUCUCAGCACCUCCCCCGAUUCCCAGGCCUCACGUCUCACCCCUCCUGCCCUCCAACCCUCCUGUCUUGAAAGCUGGCUGUACGGACUCAGAUCCUUUGUGCUGAUGACACUUACAUAUUUCUUGCCAUAACUUUUCUCUUGCAGAAAAGCUGACAUGACUUUAGGAUUUAAAAACAAGAGCAACAAUAAGCAUUGAAUAAGGCAUUUGUGUUGCCUGUAUACAGUCUUAACACAGCGAAGAGACCUACACCCCUCAAAGGGUUUAAGGAACUUUUAAAACUAGUCUUUGGUAAAACCACACGUGUGUAUAUUUAUUCUAAAUCAACCUGAACUUUUGAAAUGUGCAAUUGUUGAGAUUUUGCAAAAUCAAUAAAGGAAAAUACUUAUAGAAAAAAAUUAUUCUACACCCUCUAAUCAAAUAUGGUAACCAAGUAAGCUUUAAUUCAUCAUUA